Molecule: messenger RNA, 1916 nt
Organism: Moneuplotes crassus
Lineage: Eukaryota; Ciliophora; Spirotrichea; Euplotida; Euplotidae
Source: the annotation of a GenBank genome assembly
UAAAAUAAUUAAAAUGCCAAAGAAGACAAAAAAGGAGAAAGAGGAGGAAAAGAAAAGGGCUGAAGAAGAAAGACUCAAGCUCGAAGAAGAACAGAGAAUCAAAGAUGAAGAAGAACGCAAACAGAGAGAAGAAGAAGAGAGAAUCAAAAGAGAGCUAGAAGAGAAGAUAAGGCAAGAAGAAUUAGCAAGACUUGAAGAAGAGCAGACGAAAGUAAUCGAGAGAAGUAAUACUAUCUCAAGAUUGACUGUUGAAUCUGAGGAGAGAAAGGAGGAAGGAGAUGAAUGGGAUAAGCAUAUCUCUUGUGACCCUCUUCCUGAUCCAGAAAAUGAAACUGACCUUACAUCAUUUCUCACUUUAUGGGAGCAAGGAAAAGAUAAGGAUAUCAAUGAAUGCAUUGAAAACUGUAGGAUCGCUGAAGAAGUUGUGAUGAAAUUAAAAUCACUUUAUUUUGAUGCAGUGUCAGAACUAAAGACUGACAACAUUGAAUGGUGAUAUUACUACAUUUCCAAGCUCAAAUAAAACUUGUGCUCUUAAAUUUGAUCAACUCACAAAGAAUAUUAUGGAAAACAUCGAAAGUUAUUUACUCUACACUGAGGAAGAAAAGAAGAAAAUGACAGGGAAGAAGAUAGAAAAUAUUAGAGACCAAUUCGAACUCGAAGCCAGAAAUGAGUACUUUAAGAUCGGAAUCAGAGGGAAUCACUCAAAUUUCUCUGGGACUGAAAUGCUUAAGCAUGAGUCCUUAGGAAUCAGCAAUGAAGUUCCAAGAAUAUUCUGUAAGCAGUCUAACCUUCAAAGGUCCGUUUGGAUAUCUAACGACAUUACUUCUUCUGAGAAAAGUCCAUACUUUGCUGUUGGAGGAGUUCUCCGCAUUGAAAUCUUUUCUUUACCUGAGAUGCCAAAGAAGCACAGAAAUUGGAUCAUUAGAAAAGUUCAAGAUGAGGAAGAAGCUCUUCAGGCCAAAAAUUUCUCUGAUUCUGGAGGAAACAUUGAAUCAAUCACUGUUUCCUUCACUAUUCCAGAAUAUGUAUGGAUUGAUGAAGGCAGAGAAGAUGUUGAAGUAGGAUGGUGGAAUGAAGAAGCAAAGGAAUGGCAACUUGAUAAUCUUGAAGAAGUUAAAAUAAAUAAAACUACUAGAGAAGUGUCAUUCAAAACUCUUCAAUUAGCUCCUUUUGCUUACCUCCAAUCAAGAUGCUCAGAUUUCCCAUAUGUUUCAUGGAAGUUAAGAUGUAUUCAGCCAGAUGUUGCUGUGCUAGACAUCCAAACGAAGAGAAUUAAGUUAGUCUUUGAAAUUGGGGCAGACUAUUGCAAACUUAUUGACAUAAAAGAAUCAGAAUUACAAAGACUAGCUAACAAAGAGAUGACUCCAGGUAUCCUUUUGAAAGAACUUAUCAGCUCUGGUAUUCUUCUAGUCCCUAACGAUGAUGACUUUGAACUUGCUGGAAUUUCACCAAAGGAUAAAGAUGCUGAAGAAAGAGCUAUUUGGGAUGUAGUCACCUCUGUUAAUGCAUAUGCCUUCAGAUCAGCAAAAUGGAAUCACAACCCAGCUCUAAAAGAUAACAUCGUAGUAAAAAUUAGGGAAAAUUUAGAAUACGAUAGAGAAUUCUUUGAGGAUUAUGAGCCUGAUUGGAGAUACAUUAUGUGGUGGAACAAUAAAUGUAGCUUUGUUGAUUGCAUUGAUACAGAUGAAAACUUUGACAGAGAAGUCAAUAUCCCUGAAGGAAAUGAGACUCAUGCGAUACUUAGUCUCACUUUGAUGAAUAAUGCCACUGACGAAGCUCUUGAGAGAUGUAAUGACUAUACUCAUAUAAGAUUCAUUCAGACAUUGAAGAAAUUCUUAAGAAUAUUAAGAAUCUUUUCUUUCAGCUAAGCUAGUCGCCAGCUCUCUAUAAGCAAAGGAUUUAUUUAAGAAAUAACC